GUGGUGAAGCUAGGGAACGGGUUGAAUUUUAUAUUUUAGGUACAGGUAGUUCUGACGUGUCGUCGGUCUGCUUUCGGGGCUCAAGACAGGUUUUUCAAAAUUGCUGGGAUUUUGGAGCAUAAUUUGGAUAGGAAUUCCACGAAGGGUACUCUCAAUGUACGAUGUACUGCCUAUAAGCACACAUCAUAUCACUUUCCGGGGACAUAUGGCAAAGCUCCAUGAGCAAAAGCUGAAGCAGCUACAUGGGCGGCAAGUGGCGCAGUAACCAAAGGAUUAGCAAAUGCAGCGGCGAUUGCGUGUGCGCUGUAUGAGGAGGCGUAUGGAACCGAAUAGGGUGUAUGGAAAAGCAGCAUGAGCAAAAGCUGGAGCGGCUACAUAAGGUGCGGCAACAUGGGCGGCAAGUGGAGCUGGAGCUGCUACAUAAGGAGCAGCAACAUGGGUUGCAAGUGGAACUGGAGCGGCAAUGUGAGCUGGAGCAGCGACCAAUGGAGCAGCAACUGGAGCGGCGAUUGCGUGGUUUACAACAUGUGCGCUGUAUGAGGAGGCGUAGGGAAUGGAAUAGGCAGCUGGGACUGCUGGAACCAAGCCUCCCAAGCUGCAGGAGAUGACCAUGGCGAAGAAAAUUACAAUCUAAAAAAUAUCAAUAAAAAGUAAUUUUUUUUUAAAUUUCAAAAUGAAACUAAAUGUACUUACUGUAUAUUUGGAAGUCAUCUUGCUUGUAUUUUGGUUAAUUGUCUGUGAUUGACUAUGCUUUAAUUUUAAAUAACGAUUCAAUUUAUAUGAAAUUAAAACUGGGUGGUGGAGUUAUUUCACAAAUCAUUUCUUUUUG
This is a messenger RNA of Brassicogethes aeneus, 829 nucleotides long. The record is from the annotation of a GenBank genome assembly. NCBI's taxonomy places the organism in Eukaryota, Metazoa, Arthropoda, Insecta, Coleoptera, Nitidulidae.